This is a messenger RNA of Mercurialis annua (annual mercury), 2665 nucleotides long. RefSeq names its product exonuclease 1. Bases 147 to 2393 code for a protein of 748 amino acids. Gene Ontology annotation, molecular function: DNA binding; 5'-flap endonuclease activity; metal ion binding. The record is from RefSeq and is a predicted model, not a curated record. The transcript is spliced from 14 exons. Lineage: Eukaryota; Viridiplantae; Streptophyta; Magnoliopsida; Malpighiales; Euphorbiaceae.
AUUUAUCAAGAAACAGUAAACAAAACAAAUGUUUCGCGCCAAAAGCUAUCUUAAAAAGCAAUCCUAAAUCCCCAGUUCCAAAUUAAACUAAAUUGAAAUUAACCCAACUUUAGGUCAGUUGGGCACAGUUCAAUUCACACCAUCGAAUGGGAAUACAUGGUCUAUUACCUCUCUUAAAAUCGAUAAUGGUGCCCAUUCACGUGAAGGAAUUAGAUGGCUGCAGUGUUGCCAUUGAUACUUAUUCUUGGCUCCAUAAAGGAGCUUUGUCUUGCAGUACCCAGCUCUGUAAAGGAUUACCCACCUCCAGGCACAUUGAUUACUGCAUGCAUAGAGUGAAUUUGCUGCGGCAUUAUGGCGUUAAACCUAUUCUUGUCUUUGAUGGUGGUCUUCUACCGAUGAAGAUUGAACAAGAGAAUAAGCGUGGAAGAUCAAGGAAAGAGAAUUUAGCACGUGCUAUUGAGCACGAAUCAAAUGGAAACUCAAAAGCUGCUUAUGAGUGCUACCAGAAGGCUGUUGAUAUUUCACCUUCAAUUGCUCAUGAAUUAAUCCAGGUUUUGAAGCGGGAGAACAUUUCUUAUGUUGUGGCUCCUUAUGAGGCUGAUGCCCAAAUGACCUUCUUGGCAGUCGGCAAACAAGUUGAUGCUGUAAUUACUGAGGAUUCUGACUUAAUACCAUUUGGCUGUCCUAGAAUUAUAUUUAAAAUGGACAAGUAUGGGCAAGGUGUUGAGUUCCAUUAUUCCCGGAUAAAGCUGAACAAAGAGUUAAGUUUUGUUGGAUUCACCCAUGAAAUGGUUCUUCAGAUGUGCAUUUUAAGUGGUUGUGACUAUUUGCCGUCACUGCCGGGAAUGGGGCUUAAAAGGGCUCAUGCACUAAUCACAAAGUUCAAAAGUUAUGACAAGGUAAUUAAGCACCUGAAAUAUAGCACAGCUUCUGUUCCUCCCCUUUAUGAAGAGUCCUUCAGGCAAGCAAUCAUGACCUUCCAGCACCAAAGGGUGUAUGAUCCUAUCACUGAAGAUAUUGUUCACUUGUCAGCUUUAGCAGACAAUCUUGUUGACAAUUUGGACUUUUUAGGCCCAUUGAUACCACAGCAUAUAGCUAAAGGUAUAGCAGAUGGUGAUCUGGAUCCAUUUACCCAAAUGCCAUUCGAGGGAGAAAGUGCUAGUUCCGCAAUGGUACUCAGAAGAACUACUGAAAUUAAAAGUGUUAAACCUGAAAGUGGAAGAAAAAAGAUAGAUUUGCCCGUGCAGAAGAAUCUCCUAACCAAGUAUUUCUGCUUUGCAUCUCUCGAAGCAAAGAGACAAUUCAGGACACCUCGAACAUCACCAAUAAAUCCAACUCUAGUAGAAAAAUCCUCUCUUGCUCCCAAGGAAAACUGCAGUCUAGCAGUUGGUUCAAGUAUAAUUCACAGCUCUUCAGCAUCACCACUUGGCUCUGGAAAUACAGAAAUCACCACGCCUGAUGAAAAUUUGGAAAGUGGUGCCUCUGAAGAUCUGGAUUAUUCAGAGUAUCGAAUGCAUGGCAUGAUUAAUGAGACGAGAAGUUCAGAACCUACUUUGCCCCAGCAACCUGGGAAUUCAAUGCAUGAAUCUCCUCAAGCAUUACUAAGGGAGUGCGAUAGUAAGAGUGUUUCCAUGCCGAGUGUAGUUCCAGAUGUAAGAAGCGCAGAGAAUAAAAAGGCCAUUAUACGAAGCUCUUAUUUUAAGCACAAGCCAAUGGACGACAUUGUUGAAGAUGAUAAAGAAGACAAGUCCCUAGUGAAGAAUUAUGGUUCCACCGAUUCAUGCGAUAAAAUCAUAGUCAAGAGUUCUUAUAAGACAAGAACAGCAGACAACAAGAUCACCGUGAGGAGCUCUUAUUUUCGGCACAAAUCAGUAAACAAGAAUGAUGAAAUAAAUAUGCCUGAAAGACAAUUAGUUGAGGAUGAUGCAGCAACAGAUAUUGAUGUAAAAGAGAAUACCAUUCUUGAAAGUGCUUCUUGUGAGAAUAACAGCAUUGCAACGAAAAGGAAGAUCUCCCCAAAUGACACUGUCCAGAGAGAGAAUAUGAAAUCCAAACACAUGCGAGCAGAUGCAUCGCUUUCUGAAGAUGGCUGCGAUGCUCCGGAUCGUGAUGAAACAUUUGAGGGAACAAUGGCAGAAGGAGGAAAGUUUGGAUCAAACAUUUCACACUUAAAUCGUUAUAGUGGCAUAGCAGAGAAAUCAAUGGAGAAAUUUGUUUCAGUCAUAUCUUCUUUUAAAUUCCCCUCAUCUGGUUCUCGUGCUAGCGGUCUUCGUGCCCCUCUCAGAGAUAUUCGAAACACGUGUACCAGUAGGUCAGACAUUGACGCAGAUUUUAGUCGUUUUGCUUAUGUACCAAAGGACAAAAAGGCGAGUGCACCAUUGCGACGACGCUGAAGUGUGCAAGGGCGUAGGUUUAUGAGUCUUUUCAACUGCAGGAGCAAUUCUAAAUUUUAUCGGGUGUAGCAUUGCGACAGCUAAACAGUUUUGGUUGCAUUGAAGCUGCACAAUUGGCGCCUGCUGAUCAUAUUCAUGUAAGUUGAGAUGCUACACUUUGAUUCUUAUGUAAUUUGAUUUUCAUUUAUGAGAAACAUAUAUGAUUGUAAAAUGUCUCUGUAAAGAUGAACUUAAAUUUUAAGAAUGAAUCUUUAAAAGAUUAUUACUUUUCA